UUUCCUCUUUUUUGACUAAGCUUCUGCCUGUGUGACUUUGGUACUCUAAUGUCUUAAGAUUCAUUUUCAACUUUAAAAACUUCACAUUAACCUUGGAACAGGUUUCGACUGCCCCCUUUUCAUUAAGCGACUAUUUCAUGGACCAGGACGAGUACUUUAGUAAUUGGCCUGGCAACCGGCCGAAAUUGCCAGCUUUGGUUCCGGACCACGUUGAUAAAUGGUACGGCACCCCACCUGUAACAACAACCGAUCCUUCAGACGCAGCCAUGAACAGACCACUGAAAGUCAGCGGCGUCACUAUAUGGGAUAAAAACCCUUGCGCGCUGUACAACCAAGGCUCCGAUAGUCCACGCAAUAGUGAUAGGCGGGAAGGAUGUGCCAGAGCCGCAGGGCACCUGUGGGAUGCAGGCUUCCAGAAGGGAAGUUCGGACAUCUGCCCGGACAUACAAGGUGCAGAGUGCUUCCAGUUCGUGAACCAUUCGAAACCAGGGCGGUGCUACGGUAAAGUGAGAUACUUCAACGGCGCAAGGGGCUACGUCUUGCUUUACACUUGCGCCCAAGAUUGGGCAAGGGUCCAAGCCACCAGAUUCCGCAACCCUUACGGCUACAGCCCCCAGGGACAGCGGCCAUUCGGGCAGGGGGAGACUGGCGCAGCCACAAAUCCCGGUUGAAUGA
Bemisia tabaci is the source of this 675-nucleotide messenger RNA. NCBI's taxonomy places the organism in Eukaryota, Metazoa, Arthropoda, Insecta, Hemiptera, Aleyrodidae. The record is from RefSeq and is a predicted model, not a curated record.